Messenger RNA from Limanda limanda (common dab), 1152 nucleotides. RefSeq names its product vacuolar protein sorting 4 homolog A (gene vps4a). Gene Ontology annotation, biological process: endosomal transport; vacuole organization. Gene Ontology annotation, molecular function: ATP binding; ATP hydrolysis activity. The record is from RefSeq and is a predicted model, not a curated record. NCBI's taxonomy places the organism in Eukaryota, Metazoa, Chordata, Actinopteri, Pleuronectiformes, Pleuronectidae.
GGAGAUGAAAUGACAACGUCCACACUGCAGAAAGCGAUCGAUCAUGUGACCAAAGCCACAGAAGAAGACAAGGCCAAGAACUAUGACGAGGCGCUGCACCUGUACCAGCACGCCGUGGAGUACUUCCUGCACGCCAUCAAGUAUGAGGCCCACAGCGACCAGGCGAAGGAAAGCAUCCGAGCCGAGUGCCUUCAGGACCUGGACCGGGCGGAGAAGCUCAAGGACGACCUGAAGAACAAAGACAAGCAGGGAAAGAAGCCUGUGAAGGAGACGCAGAGCAACGACAGUGACAGCGAGGGAGAAAACCCUGAGAAGAAGAAGCUGCAGGAGCAACUCAUGGGUGCCAUCGUGAUGGAGAAGCCCAACGUCCGGUGGAGCGAUGUGGCCGGACUGGGAGGAGCCAAGGAAGCUCUGAAGGAAGCCGUCAUCCUGCCCAUCAAGUUCCCGCAUCUCUUCACAGGCAAGCGGACUCCAUGGAGGGGCAUCCUGCUGUUCGGACCCCCGGGGACCGGGAAGUCCUUCCUGGCCAAGGCCGUGGCCCCAGAGGCCAACAACUCCACCUUCUUUUCAGACCUCAUGUCCAAAUGGCUGGGAGAGAGUGAGAAGCUGGUGAAGAACCUGUUUGACUUGGCUCGCCAACACAAACCCUCCAUCAUCUUCAUCGACGAGGUGGACUCGCUGUGCGGCUCCAGGAACGAGAGCGAGGCCGCCCGCCGCAUCAAGACCGAGUUCCUGGUGCAGAUGCAGGGUGAGGUGGGAAACAACAACGACGGCAUCUUGGUGUUGGGAGCCACCAACAUCCCCUGGGUCCUAGACGCUGCCAUUCGCAGAAGGUUUGAGAAGCGUAUCUACAUCCCUCACGCACUUCAAAAAGGUGACGUCAUCAGAAACCAGAGAGAAACAGAAGAGGUUGGAGGUCCGUCACGUAGCAACAACCAGAUCAUGGUGGACGACCUCUUGACCCCUUGUUCCCCUGGCGACCCUGCAGCCAUAGAGAUGACCUGGAUGGAGGUGCAGAGUGACAAGCUGCUGGAGCCCAUAGUCUGCAUGUCGGACAUGCUGCGCUCUCUGUCCACCACCCGUCCCACCGUCAACACUGAAGACCUGUUCAAGGUCCAGAAGUUCACAGACGACUUUGGGCUGGAGGGCUGA